GAUUUGUUCCCUUAUGUGACAUGGCGUCUGAUCGAAAAGUUAGUUCUUGAAAGAGAUCAGACGGAUUUAUUGUUUUUAUGAAAUCAAUUGAUAAAACGGCUUAUGGUGAAAGCCAAGAACAUUUCCUAGAGACUUGCAUUGAUGGUAAUGCAUGCAAGGAAAACUCAGCGGAUGAACGAUGGGUACUUCGAGAAGCACCAAGCCCAUCCCUAUCAGAGUUCCAAAUACAGUUCAUCAAAAAGCUAUGGAUCAAGUAGUGACAGGUACGAAAGGAUCCGCGAUUCGCCGAACGGCAACUAUCGCUCAGACAGUCCUGAUUCUCAGUCGCCAAGGGACCGUGAUAGAUCAUACCAGUCGAAAAACUCCUAUCUACAGAAAAUCCGUGAAAAGGAGAGAGAAAAUAGAGACUACAAAUCUUCAAGGGACAAGUAUUCAGAUAGCGCCAGAUCACCAAAGGAUAAGCGCAGUAGAGAUUCUGAACACAGAAUCAAUUCUGAUAGAAAUGAUGAAAAAAGCAUUCUGCAUCCGAUAAAAACAUCACAGAUAUCAUCAAGAGAUAGAAAACCCAUGCAUAACAACUGUGCCGAUAAGAGGGAUGAUAGGGAUAGGGUGACUAGAGUAGGUGAUUGGUCGGAGCAUGUCAGCUCGUCUGGCAAGAAGUAUUAUUACAAUUGUAAAACGGAAGUGUCUCAAUGGGAGAAGCCCAGGGAAUGGGUCGAGCGAGAAAGGGAACGAGACCGAUUCAGAGGCAGAGACAGAGAUAGAGAUUCUGAAAGGAGCUAUGGCAGCUCCAGUCGCUCAGUCAUCAGACACGAGAAACAUUCCAUCUCGCGAGCGACGAACAGCAGCAACAGCAGCAGCAGCGGCAGCAGCAAGGACCACGCUAGGGAGGGGGCGGCGGGCGGCCGCCACUGGAGCGCUUCAGGGCGCGAGGACGGCAGCGAGGCCGCCGCCAAGGACUCGCGGCUCUCGCGAAAGCAGUCCGAAGAGAAUCUGCAGACGACGCAGGACAUGGACAUCUCUCCUGGAGACAGCACGCCUACGUCCGAAGUGUCGUACGGAGGCAACGGACAGUCGCAAGGUCAAAACGAUCAGGCGCACGCGAUGGGACCCGUCCUUCUGGCGAACGCCUUGCCAAAGCUGAUAUCGCAUCCCAUACACGUUCCCACGACGCCCGUAGUGAGCUCGGCCUACCACCAAGAAGCGCCGCCGCAGAACGCCCCCGCCGCCCUGCCCGUCACCAUAUCGAACACGCCGGGCCCUCCGGGCAGCGCCGCGCCCGCCCAGCUGCAACGCGCCGCCCCGCAGACCGUCGCGGACGGCGGGGGGGCGGACAAGCGGGCGGGCGACCACCACCCGCAGCAGCUGCCCACCCUCGCGGCGGUGGCCGCCCCGCUGACUGUGGACACGGGCGACCAGGCGGUCGCGACCGAGGGGCCGCCUACGCCGACGCACUCCGAGACGGCCGAUUGUGCGAAGGCCGUAGUAGUACCUGUUAGUAGUCCCCCUGGGAGUUUACAAACCCUUCAAGGAGUGUCUAGUUCAUUACAAGCCUUACGACCGCAAGGGCCAACAAUAACACCGUCUUUAGCCAAUCAUUAUAGGGAUGAUCUGGUGAAUCAUGUCAGGGGUUGGCCGGCGGAAUUGAUAGAAAAACAGGCGCAAAAAUUAGCAGAAGAUGCACAUAUAAUGGGCAGUAUACAGUGUUCGAAAGUUUCUGCAGAACUCAAAUCUGCUAGGUCAAUAGUUCGUCUUACGGAGAUUCAGGCAACAUUACAGGAACAGAGAAUAUUAUUUUUACGUCAGCAAAUCAAGGAACUAGAAGAAUUAAAGUCACAAAAUUCAUUUAUGUCCGACGAUACUUAGUGUCAAAUAUCACAAGAUUUAGUGUUCAUAUGACCAUCGUUUCAUCUUCAGUGGGGUUUCUGCGAUAAGCAAGAAUCAUUUAUGUUUCGUCUAUUUAUACAUAUUGAGCCUUGUACAUUCACAUUGUCAUCAUUAUUCUGUCCCUGGACUACCACUAGGUGGGCCUUUCUGGCAUUUUAUUUAAUUUUGAUAGAUACUAAAGACUAUCGGCUAGGUAGAAAAUGCGACCCUGUAUUUGUAUUAUAUUGGUUUUUAUGUUUUAGAUUUAGAUAAAUUAAUAUAACAUAGACCAUAGUUUUUUUCUAUUGUGUAUAUUUUCAUUUGUUAUUUCCUCUGUAAUUUAUGAAUUGUAUCGACUAUGGCAUUAAUUGUUAAGUAAUAUUUUUAUAAAUUGAUAAUGAUUUUGUCACUGUAAUAUUUUUAAAUGUUUAAAUAUAUUAUUUCUUUGC
Phaedon cochleariae (mustard beetle) is the source of this 2315-nucleotide messenger RNA. The record is from the annotation of a GenBank genome assembly. Lineage: Eukaryota; Metazoa; Arthropoda; Insecta; Coleoptera; Chrysomelidae.